Molecule: messenger RNA, 1041 nt
Organism: Metarhizium album ARSEF 1941
Lineage: Eukaryota; Fungi; Ascomycota; Sordariomycetes; Hypocreales; Clavicipitaceae
Exons: 3
Coding region: 1-1041 (346 amino acids)
Source: RefSeq, a predicted model, not a curated record
AUGGCGCCGACCAGACGAAGCGCAAAGUCGGACGCGACUCCGACUGGCAGGGCGGAAGAUAGACCUGCGGGAGCCAAGGGCGCUGUGAUUACGGCGGCGGAGGAGGUCGCGGCGGAGGCCGUCGAGUCCGGGAACGGCAGGCUUCCUUGCGCCGUGCAGUUCCCCUUGACGGUCGCGUUGAGGUUUGCUCUGUCGACACUCGGUCGCAUCGUCAUCUCGCAGGUGUCAAGUGGGGAGCUGGAGUCGUUGACCCGGAGCCAGGAUACGUGGGGAGAGGUGGCACUUGUGACGGGAUGGAACAUUUUCGAGCUGGCGCUGGGGUGGUUUGGCAAGCUGGAUAGCCUCGAAGCGGGCGCCGCGACUAUCCUGGCUCACGGGCCGGCCUUCUACCUGCUCGCGGCGUUCUACAACCUCGCUCCUGCGACCGCCAUCUCUGGGCUAGCCGUUGACGUGAUUUCCGUCGCGCUGCCUUUCUACCUGGUCCGCCCUCUUUCUUCGGCCUAUGAGUCGACCGCCAAGACGAACCGCGACGGUCUAGAUGUGCCCAUGCGGCUGCUGACCACCGUCCUCUCCACGGCCAUCUACACCGUCACGCUGGUUCUCUCGCUGCGUUUCUUGAUGCCUCGAAUCCUCGUUGUUUACUUCAGUGGGCUUCCCAGCCUCGAGCCGGCGUACUCUGCCUCAUAUACGAACAGCCUCCCUGUUACGGUUUUGUUCGGACUCGCUGCCAGCGCCUUCAUCUUUGCGCCGUUCGCCAACACUGGCAAAGCCAAGGAAGAUUCCAGGAUUGAGCAGUUUGAUCCUGUGAGCGCAUCCCUGGCCCAGACUGUUUGGUGGAACUUUUGGGGAUACACAGCCAAGACCAAAGUCUUGAUUCGACGAACGGCUUUUGCUGUGCUUUUAUCAGGUGUCGGCACUUAUCUUGCCUGCACCAGGGCCAUGUAUGGUAUCGAAUCGACUGGUGCCACUGCGUAUGCUGGUCUCUGGGCUGCAGCUGCGUUGUUUGUCGGCGUUGGUCUGGGUCUUGUAGGCGGCGACUAA